AUCCCUACAUCAGAAAUAAAGUUUGUCAAAGAAGCUUUAGGGAGUUUUGUUCCAUGGCCAAGACAUUUGGUCAAACCCAUGUUACCUGAGGAAGCAGAGAAGGAUGUCAGCUCACCAUUGAAGACUGUUGAGGAGGAAAAGCCACCUGAGGUUAUUGAUCCAUUGGAAGAGUUGGUGAAGAACUUGUUCGACAUUUACCAAAGGCCUGUUGAGGUGUUAUGGGAUGGUGCUAAAUUUGGGAUCAAUAAUGUCCAAGAUGGCUUCUUCAUCACACACGCUGAUGUGAGCGAGAUAAUAUUAGGAGACAAGUGUUUAAACAUCUCCAUUCUACAGCUAUGGCUUAUGUUUAUUCAUGAUUGGAGUGCGAGCAUUGGUUAUGGAGCAUUGUAUGGGUUCCUUGAACCUCAGUGUAUCCACAAUGCAAACAGUAGACGUCAAGAGUGUGAAAAUUACAUUGGAAUGUGGUUGAAGGAAGCAGGAAAACAAAUUUACAUAGCACCUUAUUUAAAUCAGGCCCAUUGGCAGCUCCUUGUAUUGUGCCCAGGUGACAAUGUAGUGGUUUGGUUUUGUUCUUUGCGAAAGAGGCCGGAUGCUGCCAUCAAGGGUGCAGUAAACAGUGCAAUGAAAUCAGUCACCAAAACUGCAGAGGGAAAGCCACCUUAGCACGGG
This is a messenger RNA of Glycine soja, 669 nucleotides long. RefSeq lists its product as uncharacterized. NCBI's taxonomy places the organism in Eukaryota, Viridiplantae, Streptophyta, Magnoliopsida, Fabales, Fabaceae. Bases 79 to 663 code for a protein of 194 amino acids. The record is from RefSeq and is a predicted model, not a curated record. The transcript is spliced from 5 exons.